This is a messenger RNA of Mytilus trossulus (common blue mussel), 1432 nucleotides long. RefSeq names its product glutamine amidotransferase-like class 1 domain-containing protein 1. Gene Ontology annotation, cellular component: cytoplasm. Gene Ontology annotation, molecular function: glyoxalase III activity. The transcript has 8 exons. The record is from RefSeq and is a predicted model, not a curated record. The coding region runs from base 34 to 705 and encodes 223 amino acids. NCBI's taxonomy places the organism in Eukaryota, Metazoa, Mollusca, Bivalvia, Mytilida, Mytilidae.
CUUUCCCCAUUCAAAACAGUCCCUUUUCAGAGAAUGUCAGCAUCUCGAGUGAAUUGUCUGCUAGUGCUUAGCUCUUCGAGUGAAGGUGUCUCCUCAGAAUCAUUUAGACAGGCUUAUAACUUGGCCAGCUCCAACUUCAAUAUCCAGGUAGCAUCACCUAAUGGGAAGAAUAUAGAGUUCAUUCAGCAAGAUGACAACAAUAGAAGAUGGUUCAAUGAAUUUAGAAGUAAAUCGGUCUCCACACCAAUAGGAUUAGAGACUAUUGACCCUAACAGAUAUUCAGCUUUACUGAUACCUGCUGCUCCUGGUGCUUUACAUGAUUUAACAAAUAAUGAAGACCUAGCUGUUAUUAUCAGACAUUUUGUCAAAGAAAAAAAAUCAAUAUGUGCAAUAGGAUUAGGAGUAGCUGCUUUGUUUUGUUCAAAAGAAGAAAACAAACAAUGGUCCUUUGAAGAUUAUAGUUUAACAGGGCCAUCAGUAUAUGAACUAGCAAAAAGUCCAGACUUUUCUUCAUUACCACUUAUAACAGAAGAUACAAUAAAAGACCUUGGUGGAAAAUAUAACUGUAGUGACUGUGAUGCAGUACAUGUGAUUAUAGACCGACAUCUUAUUACAGGACAAAACGAUCUCUCUACACUUACAGCAGUACAAAACUUAACAUUAAUGUGUGCUCAGAAGCAUGGUAGAACUUACACAGCACGAUGAAGAUUGGUGUUUGAUGUAGUCACAAUUAACAUUAUCAUUUCUAUAACUUUGUUGUGGCAUUCUGCAGAUGAAUAUUGAAUUUUUACUUUUUUGUCCUAAAUAUUGAAUUUAAAAAAAAAACCAUCAUAUUGCAAUUUUGCUAGCUUUUUUUUUAAUGAUUUGAAAGUCGCAAUUUUUAUCAGCGUUUUUUUAAGGUUAUUAGAAGGAAAAAUAUAAUGUUUACCAUAAAUUUAACAUUAUUUUUAAAAAUGUAUUUACUUUGAUGGAAGGAGAUGUUUCUAUUUUGAAUUGAGUAAUCUUUGUUAUUGCAAAUUGGGAAUAUUCCUUUGAUCUUUUUUUGUGAUAAUUUUUUUAUAUCAUGCUACUCACUUGAGAUUUAAAAUUAUCGCUAGAAACUAAGGAGGCACGUGGCAUUGUUAAUGAAAUUGACAUGAAAUCGACAGUGUCCCCACAGUUAAAAAGUGAUAAACAGAUUAUCAUUGGUCAUCUCAACUGGAUUGCUUUUCUGGCUUUCGCUGUCCCGUCUCAAGCGAGAAAAUCAAUCUCAUUGAGAUGAUCAACAAUAAUCUAUAAAUAUUUCUCAAAAGUUUAUUAUUUGUCCACCUCAUCUUACAUUUAUAAUUAAAUAUAUAACCUAUUGACUUUAAAAUACAUAUACCUUCAUGAUAUGAAAGACUGAAUGUGAUUUCAGGAAUUACACAAAUAACAAUAAAUUGCAUUAAGUCAG